Molecule: messenger RNA, 1871 nt
Organism: Erythranthe guttata (spotted monkey flower)
Lineage: Eukaryota; Viridiplantae; Streptophyta; Magnoliopsida; Lamiales; Phrymaceae
Product: UDP-Glycosyltransferase superfamily protein
Molecular function (GO): glycosyltransferase activity
Source: RefSeq, a predicted model, not a curated record
AUGGAUAAUCAGUUUCCAUCAUCUCCAAAGCCAAAAUGUUACCCUUGGAAAUCAUCCAAGAAACAAGAAUUCGAUCAAAUUAAUGGUAAAACGAUAAAUUCCGGAAAGAAUCUAUAUUACGGAGAUUACGGAAUGGAGGAUAAUAUUUACGGCGAAAACGGGAUUUUCUCGAUGAAAGAACAGAAGAAAUUUCUCAAAGAAGCCAUUAAAGAACAAGAGAAAGCCAAUCAUAAGAUGAAAUUCCAAUCUCAGGCGGCCAAUAACAGCAAGUGCAGGAAACCCUUAAUCAACAUCCACUCCAAUCUCGCAAUCACUUUAUUCUUCAUCGUAGUGUUCACAUUCACAGUUCCAGCUCUCCUCCUUCUACAUACUCACUCCUGCUCAAAUCUCUCCGCCGCCGCUAACGCCGCCGCCGCAUGGUCCGGCGACCUCCGCUCCGCCGAAUUCUCAUGGAACAAGCUCAAAUUCUCCGACGAGAAACCCCAAACACCUCUCAAAAUCGCCGUCUUCACCCGCAAGUGGCCCACCGGCGGCGUCCCCGGCGGCAUGGAGCGCCACGCCCAAACCCUACACACCGCCCUAGCCAGCCGCGGCCAUGAAAUCCACGUCUUCACAUCCCCUCCCGCCGCCGAUUCAUCACCGGAAACCUCCACCCCUUCCUCCUCCUCCCCGAUCCUGCACCACCACGAAGGGGAACCGGAAAAAUGGCGGUACAACAAGGCGUGGGAGCAAUUCCAGGCGGAGGAGAGCCGCGGCGGCGCCGCCCCCUUCGACGUCAUCCAUUCGGAGAGCGUCGCCCUCCCCUUCUGGCUCGCCAGGGGAGUCAAAAACGUCGCCGUUUCGUGGCACGGAAUUGCCCUAGAAAGCGUACAAUCCAGCAUCUACCAGGAUUUGACCCGAAAACCCGACGAACCGAUUUCGCCGGCCUUCAACCAGAGCCUCCAAUCCGUCAUCCCAAAAGUCCUGAACGAAAUAAGAUUCUUCUCGCACUACCAACACCACAUCGCCAUUAGCGACAGCUGCGGAGAAAUGCUCCGAGACGUCUACCAAAUCCCAUCCAAGCGCGUCCACGUCAUCGUCAACGGAGUCAACCAACACGACUUCGUACAGGACACCUCACUCGGCCGGAGAUUCCGAUCCCGAAUUGGAAUCCCCGAUAACGCAACCCUAGUUCUCGGGAUCGCCGGCCGAUUAGUCAAGGACAAAGGCCACCCGUUGCUCUACGAAGCCUUCUCGAAGCUCAAAACCAACAAUCCCAACACCUACUUAAUCGUCGCGGGAUCCGGUCCGUGGAUGAACCGGUACAAAGAGAUGGGGAAACAAGUAAUCGUACUUGGUUCGAUGAAUCCGUCGCAACUGCAGGGCUUCUACAAUGCGAUCGAUAUAUUCGUGAACCCGACGCUCAGGCCGCAAGGUCUGGAUCUUACGUUGAUGGAGGCGAUGAUGAGUGGGAAACCGAUUAUGGCGUCGAGGUUUCCGAGUAUUAAGGGGACGAUUUUGGUGGACGAUGAAUUCGGGUUUAUGUUUGCGCCGAAUGUGGAAUCUUUAUACGAGGCUUUGGAGAGGGUGGUGGCGGAAGGGGCGGGGAGAUUGGCGGAGAGAGGGAAGGCGUGUAAGGAGUACGCGGUGGGUAUGUUUACGGCGAGGAAGAUGGCGUUGGCUUAUGAGAGGUUGUUUCUUUGUAUCAAGAAUCAAACUUUUUGUAUGUACCCUUAGAAAACACACUGAUAUUUCUUUUCUUCUUCUUCUUGGCCUUUUUUUUUUCUUUUUUUUUUUGUUUAUUUAUUAGUAAAAAGAAUGAUACUAUUUGUGAAUUGAUUCGAAGAUGGAAAUGUUAAUCUUGAAAUAUAUACGUUUAAGAGGUGUAGAUU